AUGCCCGGCCUGACAACCCUAGGCCGGUGCGAGGCGGUGGUAAGCACGGCCGGCAGCGGUCGAUAUGGCGCCGCCCGUAACCCACUUCCGGCGCCCGUGACCUUGCCGCCGCCAUUCACGGCGCGUCUUACCGCCCCCAUCGCCCCCAUCCCACCGUGCCCCCAUGCCCACACGGCCCCCGGGCUCGAACUUACACAACCGACAGGACACCUCCAAGUCUUACUGCUGGCUGGUGCGGUGGAAUUAAUAGGCAGCAUUGAACUUGAACGCGGCGGUGCGUGCGCGCGUGACGUCACCGCAUACACGUGCUGGCGCGGGGCGUCGGUCGACCGCCGCAAGGCCACUCCGCCCCGCCUCGAGAAACCAACCGUGAACGAUUAUCCCCUCAGG
Molecule: messenger RNA, 390 nt
Organism: Iphiclides podalirius (scarce swallowtail)
Lineage: Eukaryota; Metazoa; Arthropoda; Insecta; Lepidoptera; Papilionidae
Source: the annotation of a GenBank genome assembly